Messenger RNA from Glycine soja, 527 nucleotides. RefSeq names its product FCS-Like Zinc finger 17-like. The record is from RefSeq and is a predicted model, not a curated record. The coding region runs from base 61 to 480 and encodes 139 amino acids. Lineage: Eukaryota; Viridiplantae; Streptophyta; Magnoliopsida; Fabales; Fabaceae. The transcript is spliced from 2 exons.
UCUAUUUUUUUUCUACUCUAUUCAAUUUCAAUUUCUCUCUGUGUUUCCCCUCUCAUCACCAUGCUUCCAAAGUUCAUCAUUAGCCCCUUCAGGGUGGAAUCCCAAGAAGGGAAGCAUGUGAACAAGAGAAGAAAGCAUGUGAGAUCAUUUAAGAGUACCAACAUGGAUGUUGGUUUGAGACUUCUCCCUCAAAUUACAAGCUCAAAUAGCACAUCAAAUGUCCUCUUGAAAUCUGCAGUGAGAAAGGCAAACCAACAAUCCAUCCCUCAAGACUUAUGCUUCCUUAAAACUUACAAUCUAUGCAAUAAGCAACUAUGUCCAGACAAAGAUAUUUACUUGUACAGCAGAGAUCAAGGUUUCUGCAGUGUAGAGACCAAGCAAAUGGUAGCUGCUUAUAGGCAAUGUUCUAGUGAGUCACGUAGUGAGACUCGCCUUAUACUUGAGGACCUACGAAUGCAGAGACUUAAAUCUAGAGUCUAAACCAAAUCCCUUGUAUAUAUAAUAAUCAAAACCACUACUGGAAAUAA